CCCAUCUGGCAAUCUCCAUUAUUCUUCAACAUACAAGUCCAAGGAGUUUCAACUUUCCACACCAAAAUCCCCUCUGUCUCUCUCAAAAAAUCCCAUUUUGAAGAGUCAGAGAGGCCUUCCAACCUCUCUCUAGAAACCCCUAAACAACACAGGAUUUAAUCCACAUUAAGAGAGAGAGAGAGAGGAAGAUGGUUGGGAAGAAAUUUGCUGUGCUUUUGUGUGCAGAGGACUCGGAGUACGUGAAGAAGAUGUAUGGGGGGUACUUUGGGGUUUUUCUGAAAAUGCUAGCUGAGGAAGGGGAGGCCUGGGACCUGUACAGAGUGGCGUGUGGGGAGUUCCCAUUGGAUGAGGAGAUUGAUGGCUAUGACGGGUUUGUGAUAUCUGGCAGCAGCAGAGAUGCCCAUGGCAAUGAUGCUUGGAUCUGCAGGCUCUUGGCCCUCCUGAAGAAAUUGGAUGACAUGAAGAAGAAGGUCCUGGGCAUUUGCUUUGGCCACCAGAUUUUGAGCCGUGCGUUGGGAGGAAAAUCCGGCAGGGCCAUCACCGGGUGGGACAUAGGAAUCCGGACCGUCCACUUGUCAGCAUCUUCCAAGGCUUUCUCAUCUCUCAAAAUUCCAGCUCUUCUCUCCAUAUAUGAAAUCCAUCGAGAUGAGGUGUGGGAGCUUCCUCCUAAGGCUGAGUUGAUUGCAUGGUCGGAGAAGACUGGGGUGGAGAUGUUCAAGUAUGGAGAUCACAUCAUGGGCAUCCAAGGCCACCCUGAGUACACCAAGGACAUCCUUCUCAACCUUAUUGAUCGUCUCGUGAAACUCGAAUACAUCGUGGACACUGAAACUGAGGAGUUGAAGGCCAAGCUGCAGGCGAGUGAGCCAGACCAAGAGGCAUGGAAGAGUGUCUGCAGAAGCUUUCUCAAGGGAGAAUUAUGAUGAUAAAUUUCCAAUGUAUGGGAAAAUAAAAUAAAAAAAAGAGAGGUGUAAAUAUGCUGUGUUGAGGAGAGGCUAAGAAAGGGUUGUGCGGGUUGGGCAGUUUUCAGUGUGAUAGGCAGAAGAAGCUUAGGUGGGUAACUGUAUUUAGGUUGGAAGCUUAAGAUGUUAUCUAGUGUAUUCCCAAGGGAAUUUGCAAGGUUGGCUACUCUAAUAAAAUCUGUGUUUUUUUUAAAUA
Prunus persica (peach) is the source of this 1155-nucleotide messenger RNA. RefSeq names its product gamma-glutamyl peptidase 5. The transcript has 4 exons. Gene Ontology annotation, cellular component: cytosol. Lineage: Eukaryota; Viridiplantae; Streptophyta; Magnoliopsida; Rosales; Rosaceae. Bases 189 to 920 code for a protein of 243 amino acids. The record is from RefSeq and is a predicted model, not a curated record.